ACAUCCCCAAGCAUUUCCACAAGUCUCCCUUCCCUCCUCCGGUGGAGUGAAAUGGGUGAUGUCUUCUCGUUCUGUAUCUGAAUUUGAGAGAGAGAGAGAGAGAGAGAGAGAGAUGGUACUACCGGUAUUGAAGUUAGGAACCCUGGCUGUGAAAACCUUCAGCAAACCCAUCGCCAAUCGCAUCAAGAAAGAAGCCGCGCAUCACGCCAAGUUCAGACAGCUCAUCAUCAAUCUUGCCCAGGCGAACCACAGGUUUUCCACGCAAAUUCAAAGGCGCAUUUACGGUCAUGCGACCGACGUCGCCAUACGGCCUUUGAAUGAAGAGAAGGCUGUCCAGGCUGCUGCUGAUCUCGCUGGUGAACUAUUUGUGUUCUCGGUGGCCGGAGCGGCUCUUAUAUUUGAAGUCCAAAGAAGUUCCAGAUCAGAGGCAAGAAAAGAGGAGUUGCGCAGACAGGAACUAGAGGCAAUGAAAAGGAGAGACGAAGAAUUAGCUAGAGAAGUUGAGCUGCUUAGGCGGAGAGUUGAAGAACUGGAUGGACUUGCUGAAGGACGUGGACUUACUGGUAUAAGGCAAACACACACAACUGUAAAUGAGAGUGCAAGACCAUCUUGAUUCCUGUGCUUAUAGCUCACACUACCACUGACCAAUUUUGUGAACUCAAAUAUAGAAUUGCUAUCUGCUGGCCGGAGUCUUGAUUUUUUCUGACUAAUAUGGUCAAACAGAUUAAACUAGAUUGUACCCAAAUACAGAAUCUAUGAAGCAUGACGUGAAUAAUUUCCGUC
Syzygium oleosum is the source of this 783-nucleotide messenger RNA. Its product is annotated as OPA3-like protein. NCBI's taxonomy places the organism in Eukaryota, Viridiplantae, Streptophyta, Magnoliopsida, Myrtales, Myrtaceae. Gene Ontology annotation, biological process: regulation of lipid metabolic process. The coding region runs from base 59 to 613 and encodes 184 amino acids. Gene Ontology annotation, cellular component: mitochondrion. The record is from RefSeq and is a predicted model, not a curated record. The transcript has 4 exons.